CGGAACUUUACUGAGCACCAGGACCCAGCAGGACCCAGCAGGAACCGGUCCGGCAGCCUUUUCCUCCGCGCACAAACUCAAACAGUGACCCGGGUCCCGGAUCCCGCCGCAGCUCCGGUUCUGCAGGUCUCGCGCAGGACACCCGUCCCUCCCUGUAGAACCUGGAUUCCCGGAGCUCCUGGACAUGCCCGUCCGGGUCUAGACCCUCCAUGGAGCUGUCGAACCUGUACGAGGCGGCGGCCCGGCCCCUGAUGAGCAGCCUGACGCACGGCCAGCAGCAGUCCGGCUACAGAGACCCGGCCGAGCUCGGUUCCGACAUCGGGGACAACGAGACCUCCAUCGACCUGAGCGCCUACAUCGACCCGGCGGCUUUCAACGACGACUUCCUGGCGGACCUGUUCCACCACAGCGCGCGGCACGACAAGCUGAAGACCAUGAACGGGGACUACGACCCGGUUCCGUGCGCUCCGGGUCCGCAGCCGCUCUACAUGUCCGGCUACGCGGAGUCCAAACUGGAGCCGUUCUACGAGCACAACCCGGCCCGGAUCCGGCCCGUGGCCAUCAAACAGGAGCCGCGGGACGACGAGGACCUGAACCCGGCCAUGCCCCCGUCCUACCACCACGUGCACGCGCAGCAGUACCCCCAGCAGCAGCAGAUGCCGCACCUGCAGUACCAGAUCGCGCACUGCGCGCAGACCACCAUGCACCUGCAGCCGGGCCACCCGACCCCUCCGCCCACCCCGGUGCCCAGCCCGCAGCACGCGCACCUGAAGCUGGGCGGCGGCAAGUCCAAGAAGCACGUGGACAAGAGCAGCCCGGAGUACCGGCUGCGGCGCGAGCGCAACAACGUGGCCGUGCGCAAGAGCCGCGACAAGGCCAAGCUGCGCAACAUGGAGACGCAGCAGAAGGUGGUGGAGCUGAGCGCCGACAACGAGCGGCUCCGGAGGAGGGUGGAGCACCUGAGCCGCGAGCUGGACACCCUGCGCGGCAUCUUCCGGCAGCUGCCCGACGGCUCCUUCAAACCCAUGGGCAGCUGAGGCCGAACCGGGCCGGACCGGGACCGGACAGGGGGCAGUUUCUUCUGGGAGCGGAGAGGAGCCAGAGCCUGCUGCUGGGAGGAGGGGAGGGGGUCCACGGUCCUCGCGCGCUCCACCCCAAACAGCUGGGCAGGUUCUGCAGAACUAAACACCAGACUGUGGUUCGGUUCGGUUCGGGCGAGGUGAACUGUUUCAUCAGAACCUCACCUGCUGGAGACUUUGAUGUGUUUGGACUUUUUAUUUUCUGCCUUCACGUGCCUUUCCCCAGUUCAGGAAGCCUGGUUCUGACCCAGAGGACUGGUUCUGACCCAGAGGACUGGUUCUGACCCAGAGGACUGGUUCUUUAGUGCCUUACUCAGACUCGUGAUAUUUCUGUGCAGCUAAGCUUGGACACCCGCGUGUCGCGCGUGUUUCUGUACUGACUCUGGUUUUUGUUUUCUGUUUGUAACCGAACUGUUUGCUGGUUCUGAUGAGGUUCUGCUGAGGUUCUGAUGAGGUUCUGUCCACUGGGACAGCUGGGGACAUCUGUCCCCACAGCAGUGGCGUCACUAGGCCUAUUUUAGGCGGGCUGCAGCCGCCCUAAAAUAUUUUAAAGCCCCCUAAAUUAUUUUGG
Molecule: messenger RNA, 1650 nt
Organism: Austrofundulus limnaeus
Lineage: Eukaryota; Metazoa; Chordata; Actinopteri; Cyprinodontiformes; Rivulidae
Gene: cebpa
Product: CCAAT enhancer binding protein alpha
Exons: 2
Coding region: 210-1037 (275 amino acids)
Biological process (GO): DNA-templated transcription; regulation of transcription by RNA polymerase II; myeloid cell differentiation
Molecular function (GO): RNA polymerase II cis-regulatory region sequence-specific DNA binding; DNA-binding transcription factor activity, RNA polymerase II-specific
Source: RefSeq, a predicted model, not a curated record